GCACUGGACAGGAGGAGGGAGACCGAAGAGAGCAGAAAACCUGGCACACAGUUCAAAGACACCAGGCUGGAUCUAGAGAAGUUGACAGGCGUAUCCAACGUCAGCACCUUCUUACUGGACCGUUUAACAGGCAGGAUGUUCCUGGGUGCCAGGGAUGCCAUAUUGUCUGUGGACACCAAUGACCUGAGCAAAGAGCCUCUCAAGAUUACGUGGGAUGUGCCAGAAGAGAAGAGAAAAUCCUGUGUGACCAAAGGAAAGACAGAGGUUGACUGCCACAACUACAUCCGCCUGCUGGAGUUUCUGCAAGAUGGACGCAUCUAUGUUUGUGGCACCUACGCCUUUGAUCCCCAGUGUGCCUUCCUGGAGCUCCCCUCCUUCACCCUGGAGAUAGCUGAGGAUGGAGAGGUGAAGAUGGAGACAGGGAAGGGCAAGUGUCCCUUUGAGCCCAGCCAGCACUACACAGCUGUUAUGGCAGGUGGUACCUUGUACACAGCAGCCACCAGUAACUUCCUGGGAACACUGUUUGACAUCUCCCGGGCAAUGGGCCCUGAGCAGGAGCGCAUCCGAACAGAGCGAUCCAUCAACUGGCUCAAUGAUCCAGAGUUUGUGAGCUCAGCCUUCAUAGAGCACUCAUCUGAUGGCAACCCAGCGGGAGAUGAUGACCAGAUCUACUUCUUCUUCACUGAAGUGGCCAAAGAGUACGACCUCUACACUAAAGUCAGAGUCCCCAGGGUGGCACGAGUCUGCAAGUCUGACGUGGGAGGGAUGAAGACUCUGCAGCGACGCUGGACCACCUUCCUCAAGGCCCAGCUGGUGUGUGAGGACAAACCUAGUGGUCAGCGCUACAACAUCCUGACUGAUGUUUUCACCAUGCAACACACACAAGGCGACCCCAGCAGCACACACUUCUAUGGACUCUUUACCUCCCAGUGGGAGCACGAAGAGCUGUCAGCAGUAUGUGUUUUCAGUCUGUCUGAUAUCAACAAAGUGAUGGACGGUCCCUUUAAAGAGCUGAGGAAGACCUGUGAGAACUGGAUCAACCCUGAACCUGUCCCCACACCACGGCCUGGCCAGUGUUUGAACAAUGCAUUAAAGGCUGAAGGAUUUGAAUCCUCCCUAAAACUUCCAGACAAGGUGCUGACGUUUGUGAGAGACCACCCUCUGAUGGAGAACAGUGUUACUGCAGCCCCCCUGCUGGUGCAGAAGGGAAUCAGAUACACCAAGCUGGCUGCAAACCAUAGAGACACCAAAGUGCAGCCGAGAGGAGUAGUGCUGCACCUUGGAACAGACCGUGGGGAGCUCCAUCAGGUGGAAGUAGUUGGCCAGAACGCCACCUUACUACAAGAGAUCCCUCUGUUCAGCUCACAGGAGCCCAUUAACAAUAUACUACUGAGCCAGGGCCAGGCCCUGGUGGGCAGCCCCCUGUCUCUGGCUCGUGUCCAGGCUGAAGGCUGCGCUCUCUAUCCCAGCUGUGAGGCAUGUGCCAGAGGACUGGGGUGUUGGUGGAAAGCGGAGGAAAACGCCUGCAGGAAGUCAGCGACAAAUGCUGAUCCAGGUGAUGCGGUAGAUGACGCCUUGAUGAGAUGUGAUAAACAAGACGGUAAGUGUGUCUCAGUUUUGUGCUAUGCUUUGGAGAUGACAAACUAUGUAUAUGUCAAGUUCUGCAGC
This is a messenger RNA of Monopterus albus (swamp eel), 1668 nucleotides long. RefSeq names its product semaphorin-4F-like. Lineage: Eukaryota; Metazoa; Chordata; Actinopteri; Synbranchiformes; Synbranchidae. The transcript has 13 exons. The record is from RefSeq and is a predicted model, not a curated record. Gene Ontology annotation, cellular component: plasma membrane. Gene Ontology annotation, biological process: axon guidance; negative chemotaxis; neural crest cell migration. The annotation marks the transcript as partial. Gene Ontology annotation, molecular function: chemorepellent activity; semaphorin receptor binding.